UCAUAAGCCCAUACCUGGCAGUGCUCUUUCUCGUGUUCACCCUUCUGUCGUCAACUGUCAUCGCGGUGACCGAGUCAGAGAUGCUGGUGCCGGUCUUGUCCUUGCUGUCUCUGGCCGGCAGCUUCGGCCGGGCUGUCGGCGACAGCAACGUCACCAAGCUUCACCUCCUCGGCCUCUUCCCGAUGUCCGGUCCCUGGUCGGGUGGUAAAGUUUGCCUGUUGUCCAGCCAACUCGCCGCCAAACACAUCAACGCUAACCGCGAUAUACUACCGGGCUACAAGAUCGUCAUUAAAGCGCUGGACACUAAAUGUGAUGGAGGAACGGCUACGGAUGUGAUGUACCGGGAAGUUUACAACUCCUCGACCACUGAGAUCAUGAUCUUAGGCGGUGGUUGCUCCAUAGCCACGGAGCCGACGGCUCAGGCGUCUCAUCACUGGAAUCUCUUACAGCUGUCCUACGCUGCGUCCUCCCCAGAACUAUCCAACCGUCUCAUGUACCCUCGUUUCUUCCGCAUGACACCCACCGAUUCGGCUUUGAACGUCGUUCGAUUGGCUGUCAUAAAGAAGUUCAACUGGACCAAAGUGGCCACGCUACAUCAGUCCCGUGACAUCUUCUCUUUAGCGGUCUCUGACUUUCAACGGGACGCGCAAUCAUCUGGUAUAGACAUUCUUGCCGCAGAGAUCUUUGUCGAAGAUCCAGCACAACAACUUAAAAACAUCGAGAAUGUUGGGGCCCGAAUCAUCUUCGGCAACUUCUACAGCGACAAGGCAAGACGAGUGUUCUGUGAAGCCUAUCGCCGAAAAAUGUACGGCGCGCAGUACGUCUGGAUCGUACCAGGAUGGUUCGAGGCGGGUUGGUGGCGCACUCCAGACGAGUCCAUCACUUGUACACUGGAUCAGAUGGAUGAGGUUACAGCUUACUCCUUUGGGGUCAGCGCUGUAGGCCUUCCCCUUGCGGGAAAAAGGAAACUGUCGGUAGCUGGACUGACAACAGAGAAGUAUUUAGAGGCGCUGACGACCUUCGCUGGUGACGACGCUGACGAUGUAGCAAAGUAUACAGCGAAGUCCUGGGCAUACGACUCGGUGUGGAGCAUCGCCUUAGCUUUGAGCGAAGCUGAAAGUCUGCUUCAGUCUCAGGAUCCUCCGAGGACUCUAGGCGAUUUCACGUUCAAUGACAGCAUGACUGCGGACAUCCUGUUCAACAUAAUGAGUGACCUGCAGUUCGAGGGUGUAUCGGGUCCGGUUCAGUUCGACGCCAGUGGUGAUCGCAUCGGCCUGCUGGCGUUAUACCAAAUCAUCGAUCUCCAGACUGUUCGUGUUGGCAUCGUUGACCCGACUGUUGGUACAGGCAAGGAGCUGGAAAUGGAAGGAUACUCCCCUAUUAUUUGGCCAGAUGGUGCGCCCCCUCUUGACUUCACAAUCGAGAAGAAAGAGCGUCUAACCAUUACAUAUUCUGUAUUUGUGACUGGUACCGUGUUCGCAACCAUGGGAAUUUUCCUGGCUUCUUGUUUCUUAGCUUUCAACAUUCGCUACAGGAACAAAAGGGUGAUCAAGAUGUCAAGUCCUAACAUCAAUAACGUGAUGCUGAUUGGUGGGAUACUAGCUUACGUCUCCAUCAUCUGUCAGGGCGUGGAUACGGCUAUUGUAUCCACUGAUACCUUUGUGUGGAUGUGUAAGGUGAAGACGUGGCUUCUGGCAAUUGGCUUUUCGACUGCUUUUGGCGCCAUGUUUAGCAAGACUUGGCGUGUGCACAAGAUUUUCACUAGAAAGAUGACCACAAAAAUGGUGCUUAGAGACACCCGACUGUUGAGCUUUGUGGUUGUUCUGAUCGCCGUUGAUGUCAUCAUACUUACCCUAUGGAACGUGAUAGACCCAGUCACCGCAACAGAAAAUUAUAGAAGUAAAGUGGUUGAUCAGAACAACAAUGACAUCGUUUAUACAUUGAUCCGUAUGACAUGUGAGUCCAGGAACCAGAUUUACUGGAUUGGUGCCUUCUAUGUCGUCAAUGGCCUCCUACUCAUUUUCGGAGCUUUUUUGGCCUGGGAGACUAGGGGAGUCUCCAUGCCAGCGCUAAACGACUCCAAAUACAUAGGAUUCUGUGUCUACAAUGUCCUGAUCCUGUCGUUAGUGGGUGCUGCGGUAUCGUUUUUUUUGGAGGAGCGAAACGCCCAUUACGCCCUGGUAUCUACCCUGAUCUGGCUGGCCACUACAGUUACGCUCUGUGUGGUCUUCGUCCCAAAGGUGCGUACGAGGAACGACGUAAAGCCAACCAUCAGUGACGUGGUAUCCCACAAAAGCCAGCAACAGCCGGGAAGUGCAUCGGCAGACUCAAAGGAACUGGAGCUGCUCCGUCGGCAGAUACAUCAGAUGAAGCAGAACUGCAAGUGUUCGGUGACAGCUUCAACUACAACCGACGACGGACCUUGAUAUUCUUCCGAGAAUUUACGGGGACAAAAUUUGUUAUGACACCAACAACCAAGGACGAAUUUUAGCUUCGUGGAAAAUUAAACUUUUAAAGAUUCAGCAGUCAAAGUUAAUUCCGCAUGUCAGUCUCUCGAAAUUGUUUGAAUUGUAGUUGAAGUAGAAAAAAAGUUUCUCUCGUCUUCUUGCAGAACCUCGGCAAAGUGUCAGACGCAAAUUUGGUUGGGGGACCUUCAACAACCUUCAUUCCACAGGGCGGCUUAUACAAGUGCCUCCCCCUCCACAAAGCGAGUCAAGCGGGCGGGGGGACUUGGCAGCCCCUCCCCCGACGAAUUUUGUAAAAUCAAUUAUCAAUUCAGUUUAUCCAAAGCUGGAUAUGCCGCUUCCCCUCCAGAAAAAUACGCAAACCUGAGUAAAAAAAACCUGUCCGUUUUGAGCAUAAAGUCGCUUCGCGUAUUGCUUCUAUGACUUGACAACGAACAAACUUUUGGCGAGCUUCGAAGUAAAUGCAAGUAUAAAUGUAAUGCCAAUUUCUGUACGGUUGUCAGGAUUACUGUCCGUCACCCCGGCCGUCCAUUUGUCGGGGGGGGGCGCACGCCAAAUGUUAAAGUUUUUGCUUGUGGGUAUGUGGGUAAUAUGUGCCCUUUGUGUUUGUUUCAAUCUAAUCUUGAGUUUUAUUGUCAGAACUUUAUGUGGGAUUUAAGGUUUGAAGUGUUGUUUACACAUUGUUUACAUUAUGAAAAAUAAUGACCUCCAAAAUGUUAACGGAUUUGAUUGUGACGCAUAGACACUGUACACUCCUGUACUGUUUUUACACUGAAAGAGAUGGGGACUGCGAAAGUGAGGCGAAUUUGAAGUCACGGAAAUUGUGCAGCGAUAAGUUUAUCUCGAGUUGAAAUGUGUUCAACUUUUGAAUGUGAAGUUGCGACGCAAAUCUUCUACCCUGACGUCACAAAUUUGCAUUCGUGUUCGCCUGAAAUGUGAAGGGGCCUUGAAGGGGACAGACUGGGAGGAGGAUUGGGUGGUGGAAUGGGGGAAGAGUAGAUGGAUGGAACGAUGGGUAAAGGGAGUCAGUAAAGGGGGAUGGACUGGAUGAAAGGGAGGGGGCAGAACCUUUAAAAUGCCAUUUAUUUUUCACACGUAAUGUGGUCAUAUAAUUAUCAGACCAUUUCUAGUACUUGUUGUAAGAAUUGUGGCAAAGCUUGCACUUGGCUUGUGUUAUUUUCUCGCUUAAUUUAGCAGCACCAUUCGUACUUUGCACGAAAUUGUCUCUUAACAUAAAUUUGUAUGCGGUGGAAAAAGGAAUUUUUAAUCAUAAUAUGAAGCAGAGA
Messenger RNA from Acanthaster planci (crown-of-thorns starfish), 3751 nucleotides. Its product is annotated as gamma-aminobutyric acid type B receptor subunit 1-like. Gene Ontology annotation, biological process: gamma-aminobutyric acid signaling pathway; G protein-coupled receptor signaling pathway. Gene Ontology annotation, molecular function: G protein-coupled GABA receptor activity. Gene Ontology annotation, cellular component: membrane; G protein-coupled receptor heterodimeric complex. Lineage: Eukaryota; Metazoa; Echinodermata; Asteroidea; Valvatida; Acanthasteridae. The record is from RefSeq and is a predicted model, not a curated record.